Molecule: messenger RNA, 2333 nt
Organism: Mus musculus (house mouse)
Lineage: Eukaryota; Metazoa; Chordata; Mammalia; Rodentia; Muridae
Gene: Ddit3
Product: DNA-damage inducible transcript 3
Exons: 2
Coding region: 1588-2136 (182 amino acids)
Biological process (GO): positive regulation of endoplasmic reticulum stress-induced intrinsic apoptotic signaling pathway; response to endoplasmic reticulum stress; negative regulation of phosphatidylinositol 3-kinase/protein kinase B signal transduction
Cellular component (GO): protein-DNA complex; CHOP-ATF3 complex; nucleoplasm
Molecular function (GO): protein heterodimerization activity; DNA-binding transcription activator activity, RNA polymerase II-specific; transcription cis-regulatory region binding
Source: RefSeq, a predicted model, not a curated record
UGUUCCAGAAGGAAGUGCAUCUUCAUACACCACCACACCUGAAAGCAGGUAAUCUUGGCCACCCUCUCAGUCAGCUGCGAAUGCUGCUCAUGUUGCUUUGCUGGGGGAGAGUUAGACAAGGCCUUCAUCUGAACAAGCUUUUGCUGUCAGACCAUGUCUUUCUCUGACCCCAUAAUGUUGUUUGAGAGCUGGCUUUCGAAGUCAGCCUCAACAAUGGCAAUUGGUUUGUCUUCCCAACUCUCAGUCCACACCAAGAUUAGACCCAAAGGACCUUUUGCCCAAGCUUCCCACACGAGAGAAAAAAAGAGUACAAAUGGCCUGGUAAUUGCCCCUGGAAAUUACCAGUAGUGUUCCCAAGAGAGUUGAAUACUUUUACUGUAAUCCUGUAAGAAUAUAUAUGUAUAGCCAAGCCCAGUGACUGUUCCUCUCUCAGAACUUGAGAGGAUCCUGAAGUUAUCUGUAGUAAAUCCUUCUCAAUAAAGGGUAUGUUCUAUCAGGUGUAGUGGUGCAUACCUUUAGUCCCAGCACUUGGGAGGCAGAGGAAGGUAAAUGUCUGAGUCAAAGCCAGCCUAUUUUGCAGAGUGAGUUCCAGGGAAGCCAGAACUAUAUAUACAGAGAAACCCUUUCUUGAAAAUACACCCCCCACCCUCCAAGUUUUGUUUCCAGGAGCUAGAGAGAUGACUCAGUGGUUAAGAGCACGUGCUCUUCUUGUAGAGGAUCUAGUCUAACUCCCAGUACCCAAAUGGCAGUUCAAAACCAUCUAUGACUCUAGUUCCCAGGGAAUCCAUUCCCUCUUGUGGCCUCCAUGUCUACCAGGAACACACACACAGCACACAUUCAGGCACUCACUUAUAUAUGCAUAGAUAAUAAAAUAAAUAUAUCUUUGGGAAAAAAAAAAAGAUAUUUAAGGUUAGGUAGCCAGCCUGGAUUAAGCUUGGUAGUGACCAGCAUAUAAAUGAAAACAAAACAAAAAGUUGGAAAGCUGUGUGGGGGUGGUGCAUACUUUUAAUCCCAGCCUUCAGGAGGCUGAGGCAGGUUGAUCUCUGAGGCCAGUGUGAGUUCUAGGACAGGCAGGGCUACACAGAGAGACCCUGUCUUGAACAAACACCAAAAAGAAUGGCAAUGAGAGCCCGGAGAAAGCCUAUCAGUUCCACACCCAUGCUGCCUGUGUGCCGUACCUGAGUCAGGUUUCCAGCAGCCACAGAAGGUGGCUCACAUGGCCUGGACCUCCAGCUCCAGGAGAGCCAAUGAAUGCUGCUGGCCCCCAGACACUGAAUUACAUCCGUUUCAGGGUCCUGGCCAUGGUGUGCAUGUGAUCAUCUGGACAACUUUUGAGAGUUGGAUCUGGCAGGGUCAAAGUCAAGGCUGCUAGGCUUGAGAGGCAGCCAUCUCCCCAUCCCGACACACCAUCAUUAGUGUGUGUGCAGGUCAGAGAACAACUUGUGCGAGUUGACUCUUCACCUCCACCCUCUGCCAAUGUAGCCUUCAAGGAGUGACAACCCAUGCCCUUACCUAUCGUGCAAGACCAGUAAAUUUUAAAUUCUACGUGUUAGAAAAGGGACAAGGUCAGCUCACCGACUGUGGUGAAUGGAAUGUAUGUCCUUUCCAGAACCUGGUCCACGUGCAGUCAUGGCAGCUGAGUCCCUGCCUUUCACCUUGGAGACGGUGUCCAGCUGGGAGCUGGAAGCCUGGUAUGAGGAUCUGCAGGAGGUCCUGUCCUCAGAUGAAAUUGGGGGCACCUAUAUCUCAUCCCCAGGAAACGAAGAGGAAGAAUCAAAAACCUUCACUACUCUUGACCCUGCGUCCCUAGCUUGGCUGACAGAGGAGCCAGGGCCAACAGAGGUCACACGCACAUCCCAAAGCCCUCGCUCUCCAGAUUCCAGUCAGAGUUCUAUGGCCCAGGAGGAAGAGGAGGAAGAGCAAGGAAGAACUAGGAAACGGAAACAGAGUGGUCAGUGCCCAGCCCGGCCUGGGAAGCAACGCAUGAAGGAGAAGGAGCAGGAGAACGAGCGGAAAGUGGCACAGCUAGCUGAAGAGAACGAGCGGCUCAAGCAGGAAAUCGAGCGCCUGACCAGGGAGGUGGAGACCACACGGCGGGCUCUGAUCGACCGCAUGGUCAGCCUGCACCAAGCAUGAACAGUGGGCAUCACCUCCUGUCUGUCUCUCCGGAAGUGUACCCAGCACCAUCGCGCCAGCGCCAAGCAUGUGACCCUGCACUGCACUGCACAUGCUGAGGAGGGGACUGAGGGUAGACCAGGAGAGGGCUCGGCUUGCACAUAGACGGUACAUUGUUUAUUACUGUCCAUGUCCAGUAAAGUGACUUUGUGUCAACA